This is a messenger RNA of Neocloeon triangulifer, 5064 nucleotides long. It is a transcript of the gene Nup214, whose product is annotated as nuclear pore complex protein Nup214. The transcript is spliced from 12 exons. Gene Ontology annotation, biological process: RNA export from nucleus; protein import into nucleus. Gene Ontology annotation, cellular component: nuclear pore. Lineage: Eukaryota; Metazoa; Arthropoda; Insecta; Ephemeroptera; Baetidae. Gene Ontology annotation, molecular function: structural constituent of nuclear pore; protein binding. Bases 209 to 4708 code for a protein of 1499 amino acids. The record is from RefSeq and is a predicted model, not a curated record.
AAAAGUAAACAAAACAAGUGGAGACCGGCUUCUUAUGCAGCUUAUUGUUGCAGUGAUUGAAUUUUUGAAAUAAUUUUUAUUGAAUGUUAUUCAGCUAGUGUAUUUUCUCAGUACUAACAGUACAACGUGAACAAAAAUAACUAAUCAAUCACGAGAGAGAGGUUGGCACUCGAAUCCAUCCCAUCAUCGAGGACAUCGAGCAUCUAAAAUGGCUACAGAAAAUUGCAUCGAUGUUCAGGACUUUCGUUUCAAAUCGGCGGCCAAAACCAAAGUUUUCACCGGAGCCUGGUCGGAAUUCUCCUCGCAUCUGAGUUUGCUUGCCAGUGCGAGUCGCUUCGGUCUCGUUUUUGUCGGAACACCGGAUGAAUUAAAAGUUUACGAGAUUAAGCGCCUGAUCGAGGCUGGAGAGACCUCUUCAGCUGUGCCCUGUCGCCAUGUGCAGAUCGACGGCUCGAUUCGGAUGUUGCAAAUCAACUGCGACGACACCCUUCUGGCCGCGGUUGUCGCCUCUCCUGGUGCUCAGCCUCGGGCCUUCAUUUACCAAGUAUCCACUUUCCUCAACCAAGCCGCCGUGAGCCCAUCGGGACACGUUGUGCUGGCCUCUGGAGGCGGCCACACUGUCACUGAUUUUGCUUGGAACCCCGUCAAUCCAAAUGCCUUCUGCGUCUGCCUGUCAGACGGUCAGAUUUCUUCAUUCGAGGUGAAAGGCCCUUCUGCAAUAAGUCUGAUCAAUACAGUGGCCGCCGCUGCAGCUUGUGUGGCCUGGAGCCCAAAAGGAAAGCAGAUUGUUGCGGCCACAAAAGACGGCCGCCUCUCCCAAUACAAACCUGACUUGGCCUUAGUCAAAACUGUGGGGCCUCCGGAUGGUUUGGGACAGUCCCCGGAACCUGUGGCCAUUGUCUGGUUAUCCAACUACCAGUUUGGAAUCAUUUUCAAACUCGGGGGAGCUGACGAUCAGAGAUUAAGUCUUUGCUUGGUGAAUACUCCAAAGGAUGGUCCUGUUACGGCUCAAGACUUUGACGACGUGUGCUACUCAUCAGGCGAUCUUCGCCAAAACCAGUUUUACCUGAAUAAUGUGACUGGCUGGGGAGUCCUCCUGGUUGCCUCUGCCAACGGUGCCGAGGUGGGUCUCCUCGGACAGAAAGAGGCUUCAGUGUGGCAGCAGUGGACCUUGGAGGACUCGGCCAGAGCCGAACUUCCCAUGGACAGCCAUGCAGACACUUUUCCUCUGGGAAUGACCUUUUGCACUUCGGCCACUCAGCAGUUAGUGUGGGAAGAGGCGCAGCUGCCGCACAUGCCGAUUCUGCUUCUACUCUCGCACUGCGGAAUGCUCUGCGCCUUUUACGCCCUCAACCUGAAACCGGGAGCCCAGGAAAUUUGCAAACCCAUUGAAAUGCAACCUCAGGCUGGUCUAUUCACUGCCCCUCAAAUUGUCGCGACGAGCACGGAGGAACCGAAAGCAAAGCAGUCAACCCCUUUUGGCCAACCCUUUUCCACUCCUGCUGCCGAGCCAGCCGCAGCAGCACCUGUUCCGAAGGCGUUUUCCAUGCCACCGCCCUCAGCUCCGGCCCCUGCCAACAUCUUUGGUGGCAUCCAACCUGUAGUUAGCCAGCCUGCAAAAUCAGAAGCUGCUCCUUCAAUUUUCUCCAUGGCUCGUCCUGCUGUAACCAUAGCCCCAAAAGUUGACCCUCAACCGCAGCCACAACCAACCUCUGAGGUGAAGGUGAUCAAAGAACCAGUGGCGGAACCUGUAAUGAGCGAAGAGUCCUUCAUUGCUGCAAGCACAGCCAUCAUGAGACAGUUUUCUGAGGAAAUUUCCACCUCUUUAAAGCAGAGUGCUGAUACAUCAUUUACGAUUGCCUCCUGUGAGGAUUCAAACACCAUUGCCUCAAGCCUGAAUUCUGCUGAAGAGAAGUCUGUGGAAAUGCAGAAAGCAACCAACGAUUUCAAGCAGCAGCUGAAUGAGUUGCAGAUUUUGAAUCUGGAGGUCAUCAGGCAGUACGAGGAAGUGCGCACUCGAUUGGCACAGAGAGAAAACCCAGGAUACAUCCAAGCUGCCCGGAUGAGACCUCUGGAUCCAACAACUCAGGGCAAGAAGAAGGACAUUGCCACCAGAAUGCAGUACAUUGAAAGCCAGACGGGCCAAGCUGCAACUCUAGUAAAUCAAGCGUUUGGAACCCAACCUUUCAGACCUAGUUCGAAUAUGGCCUUGCACAGGACCCUCAUCCUUCAGCGCAGGUGCAUCUCCAACCUGAAUGCUCGCCUUGACAUAAUGGAAUCAAAGUGUGGUCACAAAUUGCCAUCAACAAUGGACUUGUCCAGUUUGACAGAGGCCCUUCCGAAAACCCCCAAAAGCGCCUUGCCAGUGUUGAGUCGGAACGAUGAGUUGCGCAUGAGCGAAUUCUUGAAGGACAGACCAAUCAGUGUGGUGAAGAGGAGGAUUCCGGCGCCAGCUCCUUCUCCAAUUAAGCCAGUGUCUCCUCUGCGGCCCAUUUCACCAAUCAAGUUUGCCUCUCCAGUGGCCAAAGCACAGCCAGCUGCUGCUGCCAAACUGCAGGCUUCUCCACCCGCACUGCUCAGUCUGCCGGCUGGAAUCACAAUCACGCCAGUCAAGGCUUUUGUGCCAACUUCUCAGCCGGAGGUGCCAAAACCAGCAGUUUCUGUUGCAGCAGUGCCCUUCUCGUUCACCAGCAAACCCUUCUCCUUCUCUGGAGAGAGCAAACCUACAGAUUUUUCAUUUGGAGGAGUGAAAGAUGCAGCGUCCGUCAACAUCUUCGGAGGUACAAAACAAAAGGAGGAGACCAAGCGAGUUCCUUCCAAAUUGGAAGUCGACGUUGUCAAGAAUGUCCCUGCGGCGGAAGAGGAACCUAAGAUCAUUGAAAUCAAAGCCAAAGAGAAGGAAUCCUCUCCACUUUUGGCAUCAAUUUUACAAAGCAAGACGCCUCUCCAGCCCGAAACUCCAAAAUCCACAACAUUUUCGCAACCUUUGCUUGCCACUCCAACCACAGGACAGUCCGUCUCCAUAUUCUUAACACCAACCACAGCUUCAAAGCCGUCGCUUUUUUCUGGAACCAGCAUUUUUUCCUUGCCUGCUUCCACCGGCAGUGCGGCCUCAACAAGUUCUCAGCCAAAAUUUUCUUUUGGCCCAGGUUCGAUGUCCACCUCAACUCCAUCUACCUUUGCUUUCGGAACUUCCACCAAGUCUUCCAUUUUCGGAACACCAGUCACCGCAGAGUCAACCACCGAUUCCAAGCCGAGCGCAACCUCAACCUCCGAGACUGCUCCAACUGCUGCUGUUGUUUCCACCCCUAACCUUUUUGGUUUGGCCACAACCACUACUCCGAGCACUGCAGCUGCAGUUUCGUCCUUCAGCUUCGGCGCCACAAUUUCUCUCCCACCAACUUCGAAGGAGUCCAUCUUGACCACACCUGAGACAGCCGCCCCUGCCGAAAGUGUUGCUCCAAAAACCACCCCUGAAGAAUCAAGCAAAACCGAAACUGCUCCAGUUGCAAGUCCUCCUCCUGCUGCUGCCUUUGGAGGUGCGGCACCUCCCCUUUUGAGCACCCCAGUCUCCACUCCGACCCCAACCGCCACUGUUGCUGCUUCACCCUUUUCAGCCGCUUCCCUGUUUGGCUCCACACCAGCCUCAACUGCAGCAGUUUCCACUCCAUUUGGCUCCACCCCCACCACCUCUGUGACCACAAUUUUUGCAUCACCCCCAGCCACCACUGCAACCUUGACCUUCGGGUCAACCCCACCUGCAACGACUGCGACUUUGACCUUUGGGUCGACCCCAGCUCCUACCACUGCUUCCGCCUUCGGUUCGACCCCAGCCACCGCCUCCACCACCCCAGCUUUUGGGUCAACACCCUCUUUUGGCACUGCUGCCCCUGGUUCGACCUUUGGGACCACCCCAGUAUUUGGGUCUGCCGCUUCUGCAGGCUCGACUACUUUCGGAACACCGUCGGCCACCCCUGCCUCGACCUUUUCCUUUGCCCAGGCUACUCCUGCCGCGUCCACGGACCAAGUGACCAACUUGUUCGGAGGAAUGGGCUCCACACCAGGCGGCUCCCUCUUUGGCUCGUCGAGUUUCGCGGCCUCGCCCAAGCCGGCUGCGUCAAUUUUUGGCGGUUCGGCCCCGCAGACGUCCGAGCAGAACCUGUUCGGAGGAAUGCAAGCGUGCAGUCCGACAAACGCUAAAAACCUGUUUGGUCAGGCGCAGCCUCAGGCCAACCCAUUCUCCUCACCCAAACCAGCUGCACAGUCAACCCCCAACAUAUUCGGACAGUCACCCUCAAGUGGAGCUGCAAAUAAUACAAGCACCAGCACUUUUGGUCAAUCUGGAGGCUCCUUGUUUGGCCAGGCGUUCUCACCUUCCAAGUCCGUCUUCGGAGCAGCUCCGUCAUUUGGCUCAAACGCCAGCUUUGGUGCUCCUCCUGCUUUCGGGUCUAUGGCCAGUCCCCAGCAGCAGCCCUCCUUUGGCGGUGACAACCGCAUAUUCGGGUCUGGCUCCAACGCAGCCCCCUCAUUUGGCCAACAAGCGUCGUCUCCACCCUCUGGUCUCUUCGGAGCCGCCGCCGACGCCCUGUCCUUUGGAAACCUGGCUCAACAGCCCUCUCCCUUCGGCCAGCAGCAGCAGCCGCCGCCGCCUCAGAACAACAACCAAGGGGCGUCCUUCGGUGGCAACUCCUUCUCCAGUUGGCGUUAAAACAAACACAAUUCUCGACUUAUAUGAAAAAUAUUACAUGAGCGUUUAUUUAGUUCAUCACUAUUGUUAUAUUACAUGAUGCAAAAAAGUCCAUAUAAUAAUAAAUAAAAUACAAAAAUUUACAAGGACAAGUUGAAAAGGAACGAUCACAGAUCAUCACUCUUUCUUUGGACUGAUGAGGCGCAACAACGCCACCACAGGCGCCUCGAAUGAUACAGAAAUGGCAAACGCGAUGAGGUAGGAAAGGACGACGUGCCCCAGGAACAGCAGCAUCUGAAAUCCACACAAAUUCAAUUGUUUGACUUUGUAAAGUUCUAAAAAAAUCUAAUAAUUGAUAUAUAAUAAAAAUUGCAAAA